GAAUGAUCUGAUAUCGAGUGAGACAGUGUGCUGCGAGUGUCUAGCAAAGGCCAGUGAAGUCGUCCAGUCAGUCAACUGAAAGCGCGCAGCAAGUCGAAGCGGAAAUUUCGAACGCACGCAGCUGAUUCCGAUCGUCAGCUGUUUUCGGUUUGUUGUGUUGAGUUUAUUGUAAUGUUUUGAGUGCUAAUACAGUUGCUAUUUGGGUAGCUCAACUAGACUAUUUUUUAUUUGAUAUUUUUGGAUAACUCGGCAGUAUGUUGGUGUUUGAGCAGAGUCCUGCUAAUCACCACCAAAAGGAAGUUUUAUCUUCUAAACCCAGUCAACAUUUAGUAAAAGUAUCUUCCCGAAAUGGACCACUUACGUCAAAAGCUUCGCUCACGUACUUAAAGGCUGUACACAACAACAAAGACUUUUCGUCGUCGGAUUAUGGCUCAUCUCAUUUGCAUCAGACGAGUAGUUCAUCGAGUAAACAUCUAAGCACAUCUUGCCAUAACGGCAUCUCCAGAACUUCUUUGAUAUACUCAGAUUUGCCGUUAUUGGAGACAACCAAAUCGUCUUCCAAAGUUAAUUUGAAUCAUCACCAGAGCAAAACAGUCACCACACCGAUGUCUCCCUUGGUGGACGCCUUUCUGGCCAUCAAUAACAAUUCCACGCGGAGUUCGCACGAACUGAGCAAUAACAAUAAGGAGGAAAAUGGUUUUCCUAUGACGCCUUCAGAUGCACUACGUGUUUAUGGAAAUCGACUGUCUGACUACGAAAAGACUGAGAUAGAAAAAUAUUCAAAAAUCUGGUACCUGGGACUAACUGCGUGUAAGAUACAUGGAGAACAUGGAGGUAGCCAAAAUGGAGGAUUCGACGAUGAUAGUGGAAGUUAUAAUAAAGUUUUGCACGAUCACAUCGGCUACCGUUAUGAAAUUCUCGAAGUGAUCGGUAAAGGCAGCUUCGGGCAAGUCAUAAGGGCGCUGGACCACAUGACUAACAAGCACGUCGCUAUCAAAAUAAUACGGAACAAGAAGAGAUUCCAUCAUCAAGCUUUGGUAGAGGUGAGGAUACUGGAUCAUCUUAGAAAAAAGGAUAAAGAAUGCAAUCACAAUGUUAUCCAUAUGUUGGAGUAUUUUUAUUUUAGAAACCACCUGUGUAUCAGCUUCGAAUUGCUCAGCCUUAAUCUAUACGAACUAAUAAAAAAGAACAACUACCAGGGAUUUAGUCUGAAUUUAAUCAGGAGGUUCGCCAACUCACUCCUUAAAUGCCUCCGGUUGCUGCAGAAGGAGAAUAUCAUUCAUUGCGAUCUCAAACCGGAAAACGUUUUGCUGAAACAACGAGGCAGCAGUUCGAUCAAAGUUAUAGACUUCGGAAGUUCCUGCUAUUCCAACCAGAGGGUGUACACUUACAUUCAGUCGAGGUUCUAUAGAUCUCCGGAAGUUAUACUGGGCCUCACUUACGGUACUGCCAUUGAUAUGUGGAGUUUGGGUUGUAUUUUGGCAGAGCUGUACACAGGUUAUCCUCUAUUUCCUGGAGAAAAUGAAGUGGAACAGCUGGCUUGUCUAAUGGAAGUUUUAGGACCACCUCCCGAUGAACUCAUCAAUAUAGCGACCAGAAGAAGACUAUUUUUUGAUUCACGUGGAAACCCCCGUUGUAUAACUAACUCCAAAGGGAGGAAGCGGAAACCGGGCUCGAAAAACUUGGCAAUGGUUUUGCGGUGUAACGAUCCUAUGUUCAUCGAUUUCAUAUCCAAGUGUCUAGAUUGGAACCCAAAAAAGCGUUUGGCUCCUGACGAAGCCUUACGCCAUCCAUGGAUUACGGCAGGUUCGCAUUCAUCAAAAUCCGGGGAACUCCGCCACAGUCAUUCGGAAAUAAACGUAUCCCACGACAGCCAUUCAUCGAGCAGCACCUCCGGCAGCAGUCACUCGAGGGGCCACUACAAAAGCAUUGUACAAAAAGGUGAUAAAGUCAAGGCCAAAAUAGUAGAGACUAGAUUGCACGACAGCAUCACCAAGUUAGACUCAAACCUAAACGACUCUGGAACCUUUCUUCCGCCUAUACUUUAGUUGAUUUCGUCUCUGUGGGGAUUUUACAAUUUAAAGAAUAAUGUGUAGGUUUUAGUAUGUGUUUUUAGGGAAGGAACUUUUCUACUACUGACUUCAAAAACUAGUUACACCAUUUGAUGAAUCAAAGAUUACUUAAUGUAAAGGUUCUUUGCUUAUAGAUAUCAAAGGGGUCAUGUAGACUCAUAAGUUCACACUACGCACCAAAGGGAUCUUAUGCACACAUUAUAUUUUAUUCCAAAAGAUCUAACCAUCUAAGAAAAUCUAUUGUCCAUUUGGGAUUUAACUUUGUCACCUGAUCAGGUUCUAAAAAUAUAUGUUUUAAGUAUCUACUAGGGCGGUCCUACAAGUACAUACUUAGCUUCCAAAAGAAAAACGAUAAUUUUGGAAAAGUGGUAAUUUAUUUCUGAACAUAGUCUCCAUUUAGCUCGAUACACUUGACCCAGAGAUGCUCUAACUUCUCUAACCCAUCUGAAAAAUACGUUUUCUUGAGGUCUGCAAUGUCGGUUUCCAUGGCGGCGACGAACUCCUCACUUGACUUAAAUUUCUGCCCGGCGAGUAGCUUUUUCAAGUUACGAAACAAAAAAAAAAGUUGUACAAGGCGAAAUCUGGAGAAUCCGGUGGAUGCGAUAGUAGUUCGUAGUCCAAAUCCCACUUUGUCUAUGUGAGGGUGGAGGUGUGAAACGGUGCAUAGUCAUGAUGGAAGAGAAUUUUCUUCUCCCCCCCCCUUCCAAUUGCGACCGUUUUUUCUGCAAUUAGGAAUCACAGUCGCUGUGACCGUUUGUCGUUUUACAGGAAGCUGAUAUAGAUCACACUUUGUGAAUCCCAGAAAACGGUGGCUAUCAUCUUUCCGGCUGAUAGGACAGUCUUCGCCUUAUUCGGAGCACGUUCGCUGGAUGACGUCCAUUGUAUCGACUGUUCCUUGGCUUCGGCGAUUACCGGUCGAUACAAGUUUCAUCAAAGAUUAUGAAGUAACCUAGGAACUUCUUCAAAUUAGGCUUAAGCAGUCUCAGAUAUUGCUCUCAAGUGGUCUCAUGGUGGCGCUUGUUGGUAUGAGUGCGAAAACGCGGCACCCAUAGCACCAACAGCUUUCUUAUGCUCAAAAUUUGAGCAUAUGACCCACGCGAUCUUUUGAGAUGUCUAGUCUACUGUCUCAGGUAUCUCGUGUGAACCUUCAGUCGACGCCACGGUCUGCCAAUAGGCGAUCGUGGAUUUUUUCACGUUAUCCUCCAUAGUAGCCGUUUUCUGGGCACGUGUGCGUGACUUGUCAAAAACCGACGUGCGGUCAUGUUGAAACUCGAUAAAUCAAUUUUUUCGGUCGUCAUCGAAGGAGAAUAGUCACCGAACACAGCACUCAAUCGCUCUUUGAUUUCACUGAGCGAUUUCCCUCCCAAAAACAAGAAUCGAAUCACCAUCUGAUAUUGCUCUUUUUCAUUUUUCUAAAAUCCCCAGAUACGCUCGCUUCUACACGAGAUCAAAACAAAACUACGAGUCCGAUUUGGUUGAUAUUUUGAUUACUACAAGAAUGUAUUAGUAGAUUUCUCUUGCGAUAGUGGCGCCGUCGAGCGGAAAGGCUAAGUACUUAUCGGACUACCCACGUAUCCUGUUUUCUCUACUUUUUACAGAAUCUGCAUGAUUAUAAAAAUAAAGUUGACAUAAUUAUUAGAAAAUUUAUCAUAUAAGAGAAUAAUCAGGUACUACAGUUAAAAGAGCAAUAAAGAAGGACUACUUAAUACAUUGUGGAUUAUAAUGAAAAGAGUUUACAAGAAAAAUAUGUGAAAAAAUAUGGGAUAAUCGGAAGAAAACAACUAGACUCAACUGUGGUUCAGUCGUAACAGAGCCUGUCUUUGGAUUCAGGGGUUGUGAGUGCGAAUCUCGUCAGAGUUAGGAAGUUUUUCAUUUAUUAAAAAUUCAUAAGUGAAAAUAGUUUAUAUCCUUGUGGGAUCGGUACUCAUGCAGAUGUUCUGAUACAAUUAGCGUCUCUUUAUAAUGACAAUCAAGUGGAUUUUUCAAAGUAACAAGACAUUUACUCAACACACACACUACACACUACGCUAGCUAUCUGAUUGCAAAAUCAACUGUAUCAUGCCAAUGGCCAAUAGUUGUCGAGGCUUUAAGCUAAAUAAAACAAAAUUAACUAGAAUAUCAGAAAAAAUUAUGUCAACAAAAAUUGGAAAAUGUCCCAAGUCAACAUAAAAUAGAAAUGAAAGAAAAUAUAUUUAAUUAGGUAAUUUUGUGUGAAACAUCACUAUUUUUUUUAUGAAAAUUAACAAUUUUUCACAUCGGUAUUGUGAAAUUUUGCGUUGUUUGUCCAUAAUUGCCAUUCUAUAACAAAUGUUAAACUCAUAAGACAAGUAAAAGUUUUAUUUUUAAUAAAAUUAAAAUAAUAUCAAAAAUAAAACCUUAUUGGUAUUGGAAUAAUAUCAAAAAUAUAACUUUCGCUUGUCGCCGCUUGGCGCAGAUGUCGCCACGACAUCCGUAUUAUCAUGUUAUUUCAUUGUGAAUUGAUACUGGCAGCCCGAUUAUCAGUUUGCUCAGAGAUAAUCAUAUAUGCACGCUCUGAUGAUAACCUAAUAAAGUUUGAAACCGGUUAGGGUGCUUAUGAUGCUCUCUAAACGAACUUGAAAAUAAGACGGCUCUUGUUUCGUUUUACAACGAAAUGAUUGUUUAUUUAGUUAAACUCAUAGUUUAUUUAUACCAGUUAUUAGCAAGGAUAAUUUUAACAAAUGGUGUAACUCCUUUUGAGAAAUAAUUGACCUAGAAUAUUCCUUUGAUAGAACGAUAUGUUCGUGAAUUGUUCUUAUAAGACGGCCAACGAUUUGUUUAAGACCAAUAAUUCGCUUAUUAUAAUAUAGGUAUAGAUAUUUGUUACCCUUUGUAAGAACAAUUGAAGUCAUUUCCCGAAAGUUCUGUGAAAAAAAGCGUUAAAUUUUAAGGAAAUGUUGUGACUGAUAUUGCCUAAAUAUAUUGUAGACCGGUUGGCCAAAAUAAGGUACAUUCUUCUUUUAGCUGCAAUGGUAGAUUCAGAGGGGUACGAUUCUAAGGAUGGGUAUAGUUCAUUGGGAAAAAACGUUAACAUUUUCGGGAAGUUCGAUAUUAGUUGUAGGUAACAGGAUUUAAAUCCUUAUUCAGAUCUUUUAAAAAUACUAAAUGAAUCCAUUAGAUAUUUAUUUAUAAAACAGUAAACAUCAAGCACACAUUUUAAUUUGCAAGUAGAACAGCGUAGGUGCAGUAAGUAACUCACGCAUGUAGUUUUGCAGACAUCAGUAAGGUUGUUUAUGAUGUAACGAUAAACUUAACACAGUAAUGGAAAGACAUAGACAAAUAUAUUUACAGUCGGAAAAAUGAAAGAAUACCCAUAAACGAUCAGAUCAAUAACUUAUUUUGUAUUUGCUGUCUUUUUCUAUAACAAACGUUUGUUAUUUAUAGAAAAAGACAGCAAAUACAAAAUAAGUGAUUGAUGUGAUCGUUCAUGAGUAUUCUUUCAUUUUUCCGACUGUACAUAACGAUGUGUUGAUACAUAAGGGCACUUGAAUAGAUAGGGAACUGAAUACACAUAUCUGUCAACUGAAUACACUUAUAUGGUAUUUGUUAACUGAAUAAACCAGAUAUGGGUAUUUGAGUGUAUUCUUUGACGAUCAACCCCAUACCAAGGGUAACUGUGUCAUUACUGUGUCAAGUUUAUCGUUAUAUCAUAAACAACCUUGCUGAUGUCUGCAAACCUACAUGCGUGAGUUAUUUACUGCACCUACGUUGUUCUACUUGCUAAAUUAAAACGGGUGCUUGAUGUUUAUUGUUUUAUAAAUAAGUAUCUAAUGGAUUAAUUUAGGAUUUUUGAAAGAUCUGAAUAGUGAAUUAAAUCCUGUUACAGGCAAUAAACUUCGUAACGGAGACACUGCGUAACAGCGACAGUUCGUAACUAUAUUUAUCCGAAAAAUGUUCUUAAAAAGAUCCCAGUUGGACAAAAACUUUACAUCACAUAUUAACGAACGUUUGCGGUCUUAGCAGACCAUCAUCAGGUUAAACUCUAGAUCGUUGUAGUUGAAACUAGCCACAGAAAUUGGUGACAUGACCUUUGAAUAACAAAUUUUAAGUCAUAUUUGCUUAAUCUGAUACGACAGCCAGUCGAUGUUACAAGAUUAAAGAUUUAUCAAAUGUGCGUCUUCAUCUUUGCUUCAAGUUUGCACCGUGCACGUGCUGGUUUUAUGAGGAAGUCUGACCAACUAACUAACUGUAUUAUUUAUUAUUUUACAUAACGGGCUUACUUUAUUAUUUAUUAUUACUAACUACCAGGGCCGGCGAUAACGGGCCUGCAAGGGAUGCACUGCAGGCGGGCACCCUGUUUGGGGGGCGCCAAAAUGAGCUUUUUUCCGCCGGUGUUAUACAAAAUACUAAUUUAAAACAAACCGAAGGGUGCCUAUGCUUCUUUUGCAGGCGGGCGCCUUAUACCCUAGCGCCGGUACUGCUAACUACCGUUACUUUUAGUACGGAAAAGUAUGCAAAAUACAUUUUUGUAUAAAUGCAGUAAUACUAAAUUUGCCACAAAAAUUUACUAUUCUAAUUGGGAAAAAAAUUCUAAACAGAAUUAAAUGUAAGCGUUACGAAUUACCCAGCUACGAAUUGUUAUAGUUACAAACUAUCGUCGUUACGAAUUGACGGGGUUACGAACUGUCGCGUCACGAAAUGUCUUGUCACGCCGAAAAUCACGUUAACCGCCUGUUGCUGUGCGUGCAAGACAACUUGAAUUUCCCAGUUUGAGUUUCCCAAGGGAUGCAUCUUUAUUUGCGCUCCCAUUGUACCUAUUUUCCGCGUACGCCUAUAUUUAGUUGGUAAGUUUGAUUUGUGCAGUCGAAUUUCAAUUUUAACUGUGAUUAUUAAAAAUAGCUUGAAAUAUAUAGAAAGUAAGUUGAACUGUUUUAAAUUUUAUCAAAAAUGGAUGAGCAAAAAAUAUCGAAAAUAAGAAAUAUGAAUACACAUACAUCGAAAUAUGACAAGAUUGUAUAAGGUACAAUCCAGCGGACUAUACAGCGUUUCACGGUAAGAAUAGAACGUUGCUUAGAUAGGCCAAUGUAUUUCUUAUGGACGAUAGAAGCGCGCCGAUGCCACGCCGAACUGAUUAGAAUGAAUCGUAUAUCGGCAGUCCAGUAGCCACCCGUACGCGAGAGGCUUGGCAACACUAAUCUCCAUAAUUUAAAUUUAUAGACACAGACUGGCUAAUUUUAUGUUGACUUCUCAUAUCAACAUUAUUAAUAGUACAUGACCUUCUUCUUCAUGUACCUACUAUGUCCUUUCAGAACGUUGGUUACCAUCAUAGCUAUCUUAAUUUUAUUCACUGCCACCCGAAAUAGUAUGCUUGUAUCAAUACCAUACCAAUCUCGCAAGUUCUUCAACCAUGAGUCCUUCUUCGUCCUGGACUACGUUUGCCUGCUAUUUUUCCUUGCAUGAUAUUUUGUAGCAACCUAUAUUUGCGACCUCAUUACAUGUCCGAAAUACUCCAGCUUUCUCUUCUUAUGCUUUUUAUAAUCUCUAAUAUUGUGGAGUUUCGAAUCUUCUUCAGCCAAGAAACUUUACUAUUUAGAUCAUAAGAAUAGCCUGAGUCACUGUGUUUAGCUCUCUCUACUGUCUCUAUCUAUCUUUCUCUUUUUUCAUCUCGUUCCUCCCUUUAUUUUAUAUAUUGUGUACGGAGGAUUUUCUAUAUGAUGUUUUCAAUGUAAAAAAACAAACUUUUUAUCAUUUGGUUUCAAAAUCUUAAUCUUUAUCUGAUAUAUCAUUUACUUCUGAGGGAACGGAAGAAAAUGAGACAUAUCACUCACACGUUCUACAUUUUUUGAUAACUUCUGUUUUCCUAUAAGAAAUUUGGACAAAAAUAGUUCGGGCACUAGGUACCUGUUAUUAUUAAUAGAAUACAUUUGAGAUACAUACAUGACUUAAUUAGAUAUUUUUUGCUUAUCUUUGCUGCUUAACGAUAUUGUAUGUUAUUGUUGAAUAGUUGAUUUCUGUAAUUAGAGAGUAUUAACAAAGGGAUUGUUCUAUUAGCUAAAUAAAUUAAUGUUGGUUGAUUACUAGAACUACUUUAAAAACUUUCAUUUUGUACAUAACAUUGAUAUUUUUCGUUUUUGUUUUUCUUUCCACUGUUUUUAAUCAUUUAAUAAUGAACCUAAGGAGCAAUGUUUCCCCUAAUAUUAUAUAUUACGCUCUCAUCAUCACCAUCAUCAUCAUUCAACCUAUACUUAUCCACUGCUGAACGUAGGCCUCCCGUAGUUCACCCCACAAAUCCCUAUCUACGCCAGUCAAUGGGAGCAAGAAUAGGAUAUUACCUCCGAAUUCUAUCCUAUUGCAUGAAUUUUAAUGAAAUUUUGGGCCUAGCCUCUACUUAUCUCCUAAUUCAAAGUCUACCCUAUGUCGAUGUGUGCUUUUAUCUUGGUGGUGGUUCCCGCCCCUUCUGAGGGGUGGAAAAUUUUUUGGUUAAAAUUAUCACGAAAUUCGCUAUAGAACCUAAUUCUAGCAAAAACUGUUCUAUAAUUUUUUUUGAAAACUCAAUACUUUUUGAGUUAUUCGUGGUUGAAAAUUGGCCAUUUUCAUUGAAACAUAGUACCUUUUCGAAAGGUUUUUUGCGAAUACCUUAAAAUCUAUGCAUCUAACUAAAAAAACUAUAUUCAACAUUUUUGUAAGUUAUAAAAAAAGAGACACUUGCCUCCAUAAUUCUUCUAGUUAUAAUACAAAAAGAGAUAUGUUAGGUGAAAAUACAAAAAUAUGUUUCUUUGGUACAUUUGCAAAUUGGUGUAUUCAACUUGAAAUAACAGAGAAACGGUCGAUUUUUGUUGUAUAACCAUUAAUACCUUUUGUAGUGCUUGAAAAGAUCUUUUUUGCACGAUUGAUCAUUUUUGACUGUUUACCGUGACAUAUUUUACGUCAGUAGGUGACAUUUACUAGCAACUCGACGGUAAGUAAUCCAACUCGACGGUAAGUACUCCAACUCGACGGUAAGUAAUUCACUUACCGUCGAGUUAAAAAAUCUCUUAAUUUUAAUUUAUUUUUUGAAAGAAUAAGGAAAACUAAUGAAUUAUUUAUUAAUAUUGAAACUUAUGGUACAAUUUGUUAAAUUAUUUAAUGAAAUCCCACUUGUUUGGGCUGUGGUUUCACUUCUAACAGAAAUUCCUGCAGAAUCGCAUACAUUAGUAGUAUCCAACAUUUUUUCUCUUCAAAUACGCGAUCAAAGUUGAAAACUUGGAAAUAUCAAUGCCAUCAUAAAGAAAAACGGUGGAUUUAAUCAUUGAAUAUUCUGCCCAGAGGCUUCCAGAAGCUUUCAACUGCAUAUGUCUUCGAACGAAAUAUGCCAAUAGAGUCUUUUCUUCGAUUCUUAAAUUCCUGCCUUCGCACCAUUUUUUAAAACUUUGGUAGGUAUUUUGAUAACGGAUUUUGGAUUUUUCGGGAAUAAUUGCGGAACACCCUUUUUCCCAAGCCCGUUCAAUUUCUUCAAAUUCACUUUCGCUCAUAUUUUAAUUUAUAAUAAUCAAAAUUGUACUUAAAAUUAUUGACAACUAAAUAAAAACUCAAUUCUCUAUUGUUGUUAUGCACCCUAGUUACUACCUAACAACCAAAGUAUCUAUCUUGAUAAAAUGAAUGAAACUAGUCAAUAUGACGAAAAUGUUUAAUUUUAUAAUUUAUAAUGGUAUCAAUCGUGCAAAAACGUUAUAAGCAUGUCGAACGUUAAGGGUAACCGAUCUCAGACAAUAAUUGGAGUCGUCGGCCCGCUCCUCCUCCAAACAAUUGUCUUCGAUCGGUAUAAAACCCUUACCGUUCUCCAUACUUAAUAUACUAUAAAAUGAGCUAUGUUAAAGGUCCAUUACAUUAAAACUAAGCGAGAUAUGCUGCAAACAAAAUUGAUAACCAAUGUGUUUUAAGAAAAAGUGAGAAGUAAUUUUAACCCCGUAUCCACCAAAAUGUAAAUGCAUCGUUUUCCUUCUACAAUACCUUUAACUAUAGUGUUAUUUAUAUGUUCAGAAAGUUGGACGGGUUUAAAAUGAAUGGCUUUUGAAAAAAAAAAAAGAUCAAAUUAUAGAGAGCAUUUUUAAAUUUUCUUAAAAAUCUUCCUUUUUCUCCAUGUAACUUGGAAAUGAUAAGAGAUACAGUAAUGAAAAAUAAAAAGGAAAUUUUUACCUGAAAAAACCCUACAUAUUUGUAGGGUAUCUUUUUUUCGUAUCUCUUAUCAUUUUCGAGUUACAUGGAGAAAAAGGAAUAUUUUUAAGAAAAUUUAAAAAUGCGCAAUAUAAUUUGAUCUUAUUUUUUUUCAAAAACUCUUUAUUUUAAACCAGUCCAACUUUUUGAACAUAUAAAUAACACUAUGAUAAAAAGUAUUGUAGAAGAAAAACGAUGUAUUUAAAUUCUGGUGAAUGAGGGGUUAAAUAUACUUCUCAUUUCUUCUUAAAAUACAUUAGUCAUAAAGUUUUUUGCAGAAUAUCUUGCUUAGUUUGAAUGUAAUCGACAUUUAGUUUUGCUCAUUUUAAAGGUUUGUUCAAGUACUACAAAAGUUGUAAGUAUCAUUAGACACCUAAAAUCGACUGUUUCUGUUAUUUCAAAUUGAAUACACCGAUUUGAGCAUGCAGCAAAACAACAAACUCUUCUUACCUACCAUAUCCCUCUUUCUAUUUUAACUAGAAGGUUUAUGAAGGAACGAAUCUCUUUGUUUUUUUAUAACCUACAGAAAUAUUUUAUAUAGUUUUUUUGUUAGAUGCAUAGUUUUUAAGGUAUUCACAAAAAUCCGUCCGAAAAGGUGUCAUUUUUCAAUGAAAAUGGCAAAAUUUUAAACCACGAAUAACUCAAAAAGUAUUGAGUUGUCAAAAAAUAAUUAUAGAACAGUUUUUGCUUAAAAUUAGGUUCUCUAGCCUCUUUCGUACCUAUUUUAACCAAACCAUUUUUCACUCUCGAGAAGGGGUGGGAACCACCCCCAAGAUAAAAGCGCACAUUGGUAUAGAGUAGACUUUGUUUCAUGAGCUAUUCCCUACUUACUGUGAAAAUAUCAAGUAAAUCGAUGUAGUAGAAUGGAAUUCGGAGCCAAAUACCCUCAUUGACUGCCCUAGUCCUGAACCGCUUGCAUCCAUUUUUGGCAUAUCCGUUUCAGGUCAUCUGUUCAUUUGGUUGGUGUUCGUCCUGAAUGAAGACCCAGAAAGGCGUCAUGUCUGGGUCUCCAUUCGAGAAUACAGAAUACACUUUGUUUAUCUGCGUCCUUCGUUCUCGCGACAUGCCCUUUCCAGUUUCAUUUUAAGGUUAAUAAUUUUUUUGAUUGCGUCGGUUACUCCCGAUCUACGGCACAAUUCUGUGUUGGUUAUCCGGUCUCUUAGGGUUAAUCCCAACAUGGACCGUUCCAUUGCCAUCUGUGUUGUUCGAAUUCUGUUUGGGGACGUCUUAGGGAGCGUUAGCGUUUCCGCACCGUAGGUUAGAACCGGCAGCACACAUUGAUCAAAGACCUUUCUCUUUAAGCAAAUGGGAAGAGCCGAUUUGAAAACGUAUGUCUCUUUCCAUAAGCCGCCCAAGUCAACCCUAUUCUACAUAAUAUCAGUUCAUUGGUCUGGUUAUUGUGGUUAUCUCUACCUCAGCGAAUUUCAUGCCCCAGUUGAUAUUAUAACCUGAACCGUUUAUGUCCUUAUCCCCUGCCUGUGGUAGGGAAUUAUGGUAUAAAUGGCCCCACAAUUUUUUUACAAGGAUUAAGUAAGCUUCUAGUGAUUAACCUGAACCCCAAAAUAUGAUUAUUACUUGCCAAAACGAAGUAACAAUGUUAAUACUCAAAGUGAGCUUAAAAAUCCAGUUAUGAAAACAAUGAGUUAGUGUCCCUUGUAAUAUUAUACUAAAUGUGUAGUAGUUUCGAAAAAAAUGACUGUUUUUAUUCAAACCUACAUGUUCAUUAGAAAUAGGUCUCUUUUAUUAAACGAAUUUUUAUUUAUAUAAACUUUUUUAUACCUAGACAUAUUCUAGUAUGUACAUUUUUUCAAUAUGUUAAGUUGUAGUCUUUUAGUCAAACAAUGUGUAUUACUUUUCUGUUAUCAAUAUACAGGGCGUGAGAAUAAUAGAAAAAUAGGAUUUUUCUGGUUUUACAGAAAUAAUAUCAGAAAAACUAAUCAGAAAACUAAACAGAGCCCUUUAUGUUGGUGAACAUGAUGUAAAUCCCAAUGUGAUAUAUAUUGAUAAUAUAAUAAACCUUAAAUAGAUAUUAGAAACCCGGCCUAGGAGUUAAAUUUUAAACUAUCUUUGCAAUAUAUAAAACUAGGUGACUAUAUGCAAAAUAUAUUUAAACAUUGCAUUCCCUUUUUUUAGGAAACCGUGUACGUUAACUUCUUAAGCUGUAGUUUUAUACUCUGAAAAUUCUGCUUGCAAGAAAAAUUAGUGUAUAUUUAGUUUUGUUAAUAUAGUUCCAUAAUAUAGUUGGACAAAAAUAUUCCAUGAGUAUUUUGAAAUUAAUGUGAAAUCAAAAUUUUUGUGCUUCAAUCCUUAGGAUUGCAGACCCAAAGUCUUAGGAAUAGGAUUUCUUUUCCGAUUGCGGUGUUUUAGUGGCAUAAUAUGUGUGCACAGCGGAAUGUGACGUUUCAUCGCCGGCCGUUUCAUCGCCAGUUAGUCAGUUGAUUUUGUAUUAUGGGAGAUGACACGACACGACGUUAAAUUCAGUUCAAAACUUAUGACAAUUAAAAUGAUAAAAAAUAUUAUUAUAUUUACUGUUCUAUUUCCCCUAAAUAUUAUAAAAGAUACUUACUACUAAAUUUGUAGUGUUAAAUGAUCUUUGUUGAAAUAUAUUAUAUUCAAAUUUAUGUAGUGUUCAAUACACCAGUGGUGUAUCUACUUCAUAAUUUUUAUUUAAAUAAUUUGCAUUUUUUUCCAAUAUGCGUUGUACAUAAUUUUUUUCAACAUACAAGGUGUUCCGUAAGUAGUAGUACCAACGAAGAGUUGGCGAUGAAUCGGCCGGCGAUGAACUGGCGGCGAUGAAAUGUCCUAGACCCGUGCAGAACGCUUCACCAGUUGAUAAAUCGACCUGGUGAAUAUCUCUUGUCCUUCACACAAGACGGGAACCAGCUUCUUUAGUGAUCGAUAAUGUAAACUCUGAUUAUCUUUUGUCGAGUCGAAGCAAGGGGUAACUCGGAGUUGAAAUGAGUAAUAAAAUGGUGAGGUAAUUAUUUUAUUUUGCAACACAAACACUAUUUACAAUCACUGUACAAUAAUAACUAUUACUGAGUCUAAUACAAAACAUACAUAUAGUCCGUCUGCUAUUGGGACCGUGCAAGUUCGGAAAAGCGACACCUGGUUUCUUCGCUCUGCACUUUUAUUCGCACUUUUAAUUAUAUUGGCCAAUCAUAUGGUCCUGGUUGCUGGAUAAUUGUCAAGGCUAUAGUCCAAAAAAAUAAUAAGAAGAAAAAAUAAGAUUCAGGUUAUGAUAUUAAAACGUAAACAAUUGUAUGUAGUAAAUAAAAUUAGUUAUUAAAAUGCAGUAAUGCAAGCAAAAUACAAUUAAUUACAUUUACCUUUAUACAGAGUGUCCCAAAAGUAGUGGAACGGUCGAAUAUUUCGCGAACUAAACAUCGGAUCGAAAAACUGAAAAAUACAUGUUCAAUCAUUUUCAAAAAUCUAUCCAAUGACACCAAACACCAACCCCCACUACACCCCUUGGAGGUGGGGUGGGGGGUAACUUUAAAAUCUCAAAUGGAAACCCCUAGUUUUUCUUGCAGAUUUGGAUUCGUUACGUAAAAGUAAGUAACUUUUAUUCAAGACAUUUUUUCGAACUGUGGAUAGAUGGCGCUAUAAUUGGGAAAAACGAUUUAUCCUGAUACCAUAGGUAAAUUAUAGAAACGGUCUAAUAUCUCGAGAAAUACACUUCCAAAUGAGAAACCAAAAAAAAAGGUUUUUAAUACUUUUCGAAAACCUAUCGAAUAACACUAAACAUGACCCUCCAACCCACCCCCUGGAGGUGGGGUGGGGGGUAACUAUAAAAUCUUAAAUAGCAACCCCCACUUUUUAUUACAGAUUCGGAUUCGUCAUGAAAAAUUAAGCAACAUUUAUUCGAAACAUUUUUUAGAAUUGUUGAUAGAUGGCGCUUUAAUUGGAAAAAUACGAUUUAUUAGCGCCAUCUAUCUGCAAUUUUAAAAAAUGUUUCAAAUAAAUAAAUAAAUGAAUGUUGUUUAAUUUUUCAUGACGAAUUCGAAUCUGCAAUAAAAAGUGGGGGUUGCUAUUUAAGAUUUUAAAUUUACCCCCCACCCCAUCUCCACGGGGUGGGUUAGAGGGUCAUGUUUGGUGUUUGUCGAUAGGUUUUCGAAAAAUAUUAAAAACCUGUUUUUUGGUUUCUCAUUUGGAAGUGUAUUUCUCGAGAUAUUAGACCGUUUCUAUAAUUUACCUAUGGUAUCAGGACAAAUCGUUUUCUCCAAUUGUAGCGCCAUCUAUCCACAGUUCGAAAAAAUGUCUUGGAUAAAAGUUGCCUACUUUUACGUAACGAAUCCAAAUCUGCAAGAAAAACUAGGGGUUUCUAUUUGAGAUUUUAAAGUUACCCCCCACCCCACCUCCAGGGGGUGUAGUGGGGGUUGGUGUUUGGUGUCAUUGGAUAGAUUUUUGAAAAUUAUUGAACAAAUAUUUUUCAGUUUUUCGAUCCGAUGUUUAAUUCGCGAAAUAUUCGACCGUUCCACUACUUUUGGGACACCCUAUAUAAUAAUUGCAUAUCAUAUCAAUAUUGUGGAGCAAUAUACAAUUUUUCUUCUUCAUUGACAGUAGAUAUGAAAUAUACGUCAAUUUGACAAUUUUAAUUGACAAUGAAUUAUUUAAGAAAGUUACAAUAUUUCUCCGCUAUUUUCGCACGAUCGUUUCUCGUAUCGCCUUCAAGUACUUGCACACCGCGAAUAACUUUUCCCAUGCGGUACGAUUCAUUUUCAAUCAAAUUAAGUCAAAACAUAAAUUGAAACGAACGUCGAUGUGUAUACAGUCGGAAAAAUGAAAGAAUACCCAUGAACGAACAUAUAAAACACGCUGUAUUUUCCUGUCACCGUGUCACAAAGAAAAUUGUCCAGUGCAAGUACAUGUAACAAUAAUUAUUACAUGUACUUGCGCUGGCCAAUUUUUUGUGUGACACGGUGACAGAAAAAUACAGCGUGUUUUAUAUGUUCGUUCAUGGAUAUUCUUUCAUUUUUCCUACUGUAUACAUUUUUUAUACUGUAUACUAUAUACUACACACAUCGGCGUACGUUUCACUUUCUGUUUUGACUUAAUUUGAUUGAAAAUGAAUCGUACCGCAUGGGAAAAGUUAUAGCGGACGGACUAUACAUGUUGCUAUGUAGGUACUACGAAUUGUACAUAUAACAAUUAUGAAUUAUUAUAAGUGAAUGAGAACCGCGUGAGCCGCGAUUAUGAAACAGAAUGAGAGAUGAAUAAUUCGCGUGAAUAACCGUGUGAAUAAUGAGAAAUGUGAAUCGUGAAUUAAGAAUGUAUUGUCAUUCGAGAUAAUACAUUCUGAGUUGUGCUAAACGCGUCUGAUCAUCUCGGACGCUAGCUAGUAACUUGCUGACAAACUGAACUGACUGAGAGCAUAAGAAUUCUUCUUUUUUUGGGCUUUUGCAACAAGAGGUGAGAUCAAUUUAUCAAACUACUAUGCGUGUCUAACUCAAAUUUUAGAGUAAACAAAAACUUCUAAUGCGGCUCGAUACCACAAAGAACUUUUAGUAAUUUUGGGGAAACAUAAAAAUGCAACAGCGAAACAAUUUGAGCUUCCAAUUCCAGCCAUGGCAAUCCACACAUGGUGAAUUUAGGAUAUAAAACUGUUUUUAUGUCGGCUGAAACUGUGAGAAAUAAGAUAUAUCUUGAAACCGAUUGUUUUUAUAGCGCAACAAUCCUUGAAUCAAAGACUCCGACACGGCCAACGGAAAUGAGGUAUUAAUAUAACGGAUUUUUCUCGUAUUCGAGUUCCUUGGAAGCUGCAAAAAGGGCAGAUAUGUGCUCAUUUUGAAAAAUAGUCAAAGAUGCGAUAAAUUACGUAUUGGGAUCAUAUAAGCGAGAAUUAUAAUUAUCGAUAUGUUACAAGGUUUGGAACAAUAUGAAUGCUCAAUCGGAUUUAGAUCUGAUAUGGGCUAUUUAUAUAGUAACCAAUAUAAUUUUUAACUUGAAUCUCGUUAAGGUAAGUAUUAACUUUCUAGCAAAAUAAGCACGUCCGUUAUCGUGCAUUAGCACCAAUAUGUCCUAUCCAAUUUGUCUGUCAAUUGACAAACAUGAUCUUCUAAAAUAUUGUUAAUAUACAUGGUAGUUGGCAUUCGCCUUAUCACCUCCGCACGUUCGGUACCUAUGUUCUAUUAAAGCAAUACCGCUCCAUAGCACUAUACUGCCACCACCAAAACUAACGCUCUGUAUGAGGUUACAACUGACAUAUGACCGUUCACCAACUCUUCUGUAGACGAAAUAUUGUGAAUCUCGCUUCCAUAUGGUGAAAGGGUUGAUAGAUGUAACCUCAUACGUUAAUUUUGAGAGUGUUAAUUUUGAUAGUGGCGGCAUUCUGCUAAGAAGUGGUAUUUCUUGGACAGGAUAUACUGAACUUGUUGAGGAGAUUGGAUAAAUCAUAGCUGAUAUGUAGAUUCCUUAAAACCAUUUUAGAUCAUGUUUUGCCAUUUGCCAGCCAUACUGGAUACGACAGAUUCGUGCUAAUGCACGGUAACCCACGUCUUCAUGUUGUUAGAACAGUGAGUACUUACCUUGAUGAGAUUCAACUUAAAAUUUAUAUAACACUAUAAAACAUCGCAUUCGGAAAAUGAAUCCUAUGCCUAUGACACUUGAGGGCUAAGGAUAGCAGCACAAAAAAUUUUACUUCACAUGAUAAUUUCAAAAUGCAAUAUGGAAUAUUUCAUUAUAAUGGAAUAUUUUGUACAAGAAUAUAUAUUUUCUUGUGGGAUUUUUAUAUUAUCUUCUUUAAUUUUUGGGAAUAAAUCACAAUAAUAAUUUAAAUAAUAUAUAUUUUACUAUUAUACUGUGGUUUAUUUCCAAACAUGUAGUCGUUUAACCAACUGUUUUUUGCGAUCUCCUGUAUUUGUUAUUUCUGUUGAUUUAAUAUCUAAUAUUAUGCCCAUUAUCUUUCGGUACGAGUUUUUUGUUUUUUCAGCAUUAAUUUUACGUUUUCUGGGGAAUCGUUAACCACUACCUCAUAAUAAAAGUUAGAAGCUUUAUACUGAGUAGGUACACAGCAGUUACAUGACUAAUACGAGUUAAACUUUUCUAAGAGAUGGCGAUAUGUUACAUUAGCUGAAGUUCGUCUGUAUUUAACACAUUCGCUGCCUAUCAAAGGAGAUGGAACUCGGCUACGAGCCAUUCUGUUGAACGGCACCUGUCUGAAGCAGCCAUAUAGAGCGCUGGCGCGUGAGCAUUGGUUAAUAAAAUAUUAAAUUUCCUUAGUAUUUCGGGCAAAAAUUUAAUAGUGGAUAAACUCAGUUGCUUAAAAUGUGGAUAUGUGCCUAAAGUCUGUAAAAAAACAACGCAUACUAAUAAAUCAGUACUAAGCAUCCAAAGCCCAUAUAGGGAGUAUCACGAAGUUUUUUUGACUUAUUUUUCUCACAAUAUAUCCUACCGUCCUUUCUUCAUAUUCUUAUACGGUAGUUAAAUCAGGCAAUGUAUUUUACAGAAAUAAUAUCUUCUCCCUCUCUUACUUCUUUUUUAAUUAGACUUUACUUUUUUAUUCUGGCUUUGCAGUUUGUUUGGGAGUUUAAACAAUAUAUACAUUAAUUUUAUUUGAGCGAUUUUCAUCGUUUUGGCAUCGAAUUUUGGAAAUCUUGGAUACAAAUAUUUCCCAUAUUACUUGUAAUAAAAACUUGUACUAGUAAAUGCCUAGGUACAUACUAGUAACUGAACAUAUUAGGUAUCAUAAUGUUGACAAAGUAGUCACCUAUUAUCUAUAUAUUGCAAAAGUGAAAACGUUAUAACAUAUUCUAAUCCUUUAGAUUAUUUGUUUUUACCACCAGAAAGCACUCUAACAAAAUUGAUACUAAUUAUUUUACACUAAUAUAUCAUAACACUUUUAUUGGUAAUUGAGUUUGCUUAAAUAUUGUAAACUGUAAUAAAAUAUUGUUGUAAAUUGUUAAAUAAGACUGAAAGUAUACAAAAA
Molecule: messenger RNA, 18150 nt
Organism: Diabrotica virgifera virgifera (western corn rootworm)
Lineage: Eukaryota; Metazoa; Arthropoda; Insecta; Coleoptera; Chrysomelidae
Gene: Dyrk2
Product: dual specificity tyrosine-phosphorylation-regulated kinase 2
Exons: 11
Coding region: 255-2048 (597 amino acids)
Biological process (GO): peptidyl-serine phosphorylation; peptidyl-threonine phosphorylation
Cellular component (GO): nucleus
Molecular function (GO): protein serine/threonine kinase activity; protein serine/threonine/tyrosine kinase activity; ATP binding
Source: RefSeq, a predicted model, not a curated record